ACAAACUUCUCUCCCCUGCGAGAAGUGGAACCGAUUUCGUCUCUCUCUCACUUUCCCUUUCUCUUUCUUCUCCUUCUGCUCUCAUCGGAAGUUAGAACUGGUAAACCAUUUUCGACAGAAUCUUUGAAUAUGAAGUCCUCCUCGUGUAAAUCGAAACAAAAGUCUCCGCUUGGCAGUUCCAGGCGCACGGUUUCCUUUGAAGACGACGAUGACCCUUUUGUCUCCGCCAAGUCAACCGCGACCCACUCAAAUUCUCCAUAUCAGCCGCGACCGGAGAUCCCGGUAGUAAACAGGGGCAAACUUCCGAAAAGGCUCUACGCCACUGACUGCUAUCCGCCUCUCGGACGUAUUAAUGCUUAUUCAAAGCCGGAGUAUCUGCUCGAUCUCGUCAAAAUCCUAGAAGGGACGAAAGAGUUAAAUUAUCUCCGCGCCUCAUGCUUUGGUCCGCUGUUUCAGCUUCCUGUCCGCAAAUGUUCGUUUUCCGGCAAAUUAGUGCAUCAGAUGUUGUGUAGAGGCGUCUACACAAGGAAAAAACACGAGCUUUGGUUUAUUUUUGCCGGUCAGCCAUUCCGUUUUUCGUUAAGAGAAUUUGCCAUUCUCACUGGUCUGGAUUGUCGGCCGUAUUCUUCACCGGCAGAUGUAUUGAAGUCGCAGAGAGAAUGUACCAAAAAACAUCCGUACUGGAAUAUUCUCAUAGGCGAGGACCACCCGGGUGUCCUCAUCAAGGACAUUGUUGACUGGCUGAGGAAAGACAAGAUGAAGCCCAAGAAAGAGAAGAUGGAUGACUGGAGAAGGCUUCGUCUCGCUCUUAUCGUGAUCGUUGAAGGGGUAUUGCUUUGCAGUUCCCAACCUGUGAGAGCUUCUCUUCAAGUUGUCGAAAUGGUUCAGCAUUUGGAGUCGUUUGAAGCGUUUCCAUGGGGACGAGAAUCAUUCCUUCUGACAAUGCGAAUGGUUAAGGUCAGUCAGAAGGUUAACAGUCUAUCUGUCCUAAUUGCGAAGUUCAACCAGUCUCACUCUUCAACCCAUGGGUUCCCUCUUGUCUUCCAACUGCUGAUGUUAAAGGCCAUCCCAGUUUUAGAGAGAUACCUUCUUCAACCUGAUGAUACGCAGACUAUCAUUGAUGGGUCAAUCACUAGUUUGCCUCCGUUGAAGACUUUUCACAAUUCCAACAUAAUGAAAACAGAGCUAAUUCCUGGGUUAAGUAUUGCCCCGCUGUUGUCUAAUGAUGAUCCCCCACAACCAUCGAUCAACUAUUGGCCUGAUGAAGUCUCUGACCUGGCGCUUGACUAUAUGGAAAGCCUUAUUGGUGGCGGAUACAAGUUCUGCCAAGCUGACUGGAUUGGUGGGUGUCGCACCUGGCCAAAGAUAGUCGUUGAUGAGAACCCCAAAGAACCCAAUGUUCGCAAGACCAAGAAGGUACCUGUGAGGCGUCCAAACAGAAACUCUGACAUGCCAAAGUUUCCCCAGGCUGGUCCAUCUGGUUCAUCAAAAGGUAAAGGGAAGGUCGAUGACGACUUCUGUCCCCCAGCAGCGACUGAAGGUAAAGAUGUUCUCCAUGCUCUGAUCAUGGAAGAAGUUAAUGCGAAGUUCCGGAACGUGAAGGAGGAAUUGAAGGUUGAAUUGAUGGGUGAAGUUUGUCGGAUGUAUGGAGUAGAGAAGUCUUUAUUGAAAGACGAACUUUUAGACGAGAUUAUUAGCAAUCUGCGCCAUGAAAAUCUAAAUAUCAACAAGGAGUCCGGGGGACACACAUCUGUCCCAUCAACAAACGCUGAUUCACCAUGUCAGAGCAAGGUCCCCAGUGGACAGACCUCUGAUUCCCCCCAUGUCCAGAUAGACCCUCCCGUCCCAAGUAAUUCUCAACUUUUGGAGGAAUUUCAGCGGCAAGCCUGGUCUGAGUACGGAGGAGUGUCUGAUGUUUUAAAAAACCUCAACCAGUCUUAUGCAUCUCCCUCUGGUCCUGCUCAGUCUGGUCCGUUUGGACCUUCUUCUGGUCUAUUUAAUUCUGGUCCUUCUUCUGGUCUAUUUGCUUCUGGUCCUUCUUCUGCUGAUCCACAUGCUUCUGGUCCUUCUUCCUCGAAGUUAUCUAUUGAUCACAACCCAAAAGACUUCCAAACUCCAUUGCCAACCAUUAGUGAGGACAACGCAGAGGAAUCCGAGGACGAAGAAGUUGCAGAUGAGGUCCUGGUUGGAAAGUCUGGUAAAGAGAAUUUUCCAGAAGAUCACAACCCCAACGACUUCCAAACGCCUAAUCAAGAUGUAGAGGAGAUCAGUUCGCCUGAUGAAUCAGAGGACGAUGAAGAUACAGAUCAGGUUGCUGGUGGAAAUUCUGUUGGUGUGACUGAGGACGUGGAAUUUGUUGGUGAGGAUAGAAAGGCAGCUGUAGAGGCUAAGUCUGUUGGUGUGUCUGAGCACGUUGAUGUUGUUGAGUGCGAGGACAGAAGAGAAGCAGUAAUUGGAAAGUCUGUUGGUGUCCCCGGGGACGAUGUUGAGACUGAGGUUGUAGAGAAUAAGUCUGUUUCUGGGGACCAUGAACCCAAAGAGGGUGACGAGAGUAGUGGUGAGAGUGAAGGAAGGUCUGAAGACGAGGAUCACCAAGAUGAAGCCAUGGACGAGGCAAACAAAGAAUGGCCGCCAGAGCUUUUUCAAUCCUCAAGAGGGGCUGAUGAACAACUGGUUGACGAUCAAGAGGGAAAUGCUUCUGGUGGUAUGGCAAUUUCAGAAAAAAGUCCCUCUGGGAAAAAGAGAAAAUCUUCUUCUCUUGGCGACUGUGGUGACGGGGAUUCUUCUAAGCCGAUCCUUCCUCCCAAAAGGGCAAGGAAUAAACCCCACCGUUUCCGUGAUCCUAUUCCUGUCCAGGGACAAGAAUCCACAGGGACCAACAGUAUUUCCCAAUCAACUGAUGAUGUUUUGCACCCGUUUGUCCCUGUAAAUGAUGAUCUUUGGAAACAUUUCUUGUCCACUCUCAAAUCUUAUCGCCAGAGGGAGUUCGUCCUCGAUGCACAUGUUGUCCCCAAAUCCUUUUUUAAGGAUAUGCUUACUCCUCAGCAUUCUGUCCACCAAGAGCACAUCGAUGCCAUGCUAAGCCUGUUGGCGCGGAGGUUUGGGGAUACUUUGGUCCAGAGUAGGUCUGCCAUACUUGAUUCAUGGUUUUCGCUUACCCUUUGCGACCUCUAUUCUCGUUUCAAGAAGUCCAAAAAUAAAUCUGAGUUUCCGUGGAACAGUAAGAUACGGGACUACGUUAGGGGUAUAGUCCCUGGCCGAUUCACGAGACAGGCUUGGUUCUCUGAUGUCGACACUCUGUACGCGCCUUUACAUCUGUCUGGGGGCCACUGGGCUGCGCUUGUCAUAUAUCUGAAAGAGGGUUCCAUAGGUGUUCUUGACCCUAACGUGGCUGCCCAAACCGACAAACAGAUGGGCGUGCUCAUGAAACCUCUCGUUGUGUUGCUUCCUUUUAUCAUCAAAUCACUCGUCCCCCAAGAUGUUCUCCGCAAUCAUCAAGUCCCCCGUGAGUUCGCCUUUGAUCGUCUCCCCGAAAUCUUUCAAAGCGAACAUGAAGACGACAGUGGCCCGCUUGCUGUGAAGUACAUUGAGCUUCAUUUCCAAAACAUUAGCCACGACAGCAUAACUGAAGAAGUCGUGGAGAAUAUCAGGAUGAGAUUUGUUGUCGACAUUUUCGAGGAGUUUGUUCAGCCUCUCCGUCUGUGAUGCCCCUUUCAAUAUUUCUGCUUAAGAACUUAUGUCUUUUUGUAAUAAUUAUUUACUCUACUU
Arabidopsis arenosa is the source of this 3768-nucleotide messenger RNA. NCBI's taxonomy places the organism in Eukaryota, Viridiplantae, Streptophyta, Magnoliopsida, Brassicales, Brassicaceae. The record is from the annotation of a GenBank genome assembly.